AUGGCAGCCGCCGCGCGUGUACCAUUUCUCGAACAGCAGUACAACCAUGUCGCGCUACCCCGCAACGUGCCUGGCAAAGAGGACGGAAACCUCCGUCGUAUCGAAGAAGCCUUACUGGAGUGCAUGCUGGAUGCUGUCGCAAGACUCACACCUCAUGUCGCUACAGAUCUCGCUUCCCAUAUCCAAGGACUCCGGGCGACAUUACUCGCAUGUCAAGUGCUCAACGUGGACGGGACUAUCGGCAAGGCCGCGCUGAUCAAGGAGCUUCGCGACUUGAGCCAUCGCAAGAUGCUUGUGCUGCAUAUUGCACCUCAGAAUUGCGCUUUGCUAGUAUACCCUCAAGAACUAAAUCCUGGGGAGCACACAAUCGUGUUUGAAGCUUUCGAGACAUCCGCGACAGCUGACAAGGUGCUUGCUGCCAAAGGCGCGCUACAAUGGGACUUCCCUGGUUGCGCGGUAUCCGUACCGGCUUCGAAAUUUUACGAAGAGGCUUUCCAGGAAGCUCUUGCCACCUUCAUCGAGCAAGCCAGCAGCGAGCCAGUUACGAAAUUCGCUGCUAUCACCUGGAAGGCAGCCGCAACUAUACCAGAGAUCCGAGAUACCAGUGAUCCGGCUCUCAUAUCAGGCCUUUUGAUGACCAUACUAGAGGCCAAUGGCACUGCGGUCUCAGUACCAUGUUUACGAAAGCGUGUGCGCGACACCGUCGUCUUUGAUAAUGCUCUUCAGCGCUACUUGUACUAUCACCUAGGUGCAGAGGUCGGCAGACUCUACUACAAGACACUGAUGUGUCUUCUGCAUGCACAGCUGCUGGAGAACAUCCUCAAGAGGAUACCUCUCGACGCGGUCUUCUCGUUUCGACAGAAGCUAGGUCGUCGCCUUGCUAAGCUUGCCUCUGAUGUCCAUGGAGCCAACAGGUCGUCCACAGGCAGGUACGCUAAUCUUCUGCUCUCUUUUAAAAGCAGCUUCGAGACUACUCUAGCCACGACUGGAGGAUACCUAAAGCGAGUCUGGCGCACUCACAGGGAGUCGCGGGAACGAUCCAUUCCAUUGUUACGCCAGUACGCCCUUCCACAUGAGUUCCACCUUCGCAUGAAGAACAGCGGCAGAUUCUUGAGGGGUGUUUUAUCUGCACGUCCAUCCUAUUCAAGGUCUGAAGAGCAAACAUCUGACGAACGUUUACAAUCAUACCUCCAGUCGAAGGCUUCUGUCAAGCCUUACAUGAAAGCUGUUUCCAGCCACAUCGCUUCUUCAAAGCUUGUCGAGGAUGUGAUCUUUCCCGCCAAACAAUCAACGCAACCUGAAGGUCUUCUUGCCAUACAGAUGAGUAGGGUAAUCCGGGACUAUGUCGCCAGAAUUAGCACUAUGGACCUAGCGUAUCCCAACCAGAAGAGCCAGCAUCUCCUUCAUGUAAUGGAACUUUGGGUUCUUAUGGAUCAAGACGCGGUAGCUUGUUAUCCCUUGCUGAAAGAAUACCAUCCUGGGUUCGACGCUGAUAUCUUGGAUCCCAUUCAACUGCUUACACGGGAGGAAAUGAUACGCAGUCAAGAGGUGCGCAAGUACCUACACUCUCGUUAUCGCGCACGGUCGAAUGCCGAGUCCAAAACCAUUUUCGAUGAUCCCGCCGAUGACUGCUUCGCUGCACAGUACUACGACCGCGAAGACCCUCAGGGUGAGCUUCCAGUAAUCCGGGAAGAGAUCGAACAGGCAGCCGAUGUUGCGUGUGAUGCUAAGAGCGUCGAAUGGGAGGAGAAGAGCAAACAUCAUGCGCAAACCAUCAACAACUACGAGCCGGCAGUCAAAGCAGCACUGUUUGAACUACAAUGUCCCGAGGUGUUCGCUGCGUAUCGCGAUGCAACUUGGCUUCUACUGUCUAAACUGUGUAACCAAACGAUCGAGAAGCUCGAUAGAAUCUCGCUCAUCCGAGAGUACUCGCAGCUCCGUCAAUACGUCAACAACACCAACUGUCAAGUGACUCUAGGCUCAUACAAAAAGGCCCAUCUAGAGUGUCAUUACGCGAGCUGGGGCUUUCCAAUCGGGUUGGAAGAGGUCAUUCGAACCUGCGGUCUCAAGCCCAAGUACUAUGACAGGCUCGGUGAGGUUUGGACUCACAAGUCCAAGAAAGCUUCCUUCUGGCAUCAUUUCCCUGUGAAAUGUCCUCUCAACUCGCCGCUGGUGUCUCUUGAGCUUGACUAUGCCAUGUGGCCAACAUCAAAUGAAGUCCAGGCAAGUCAAGCCAGGUGUCCCCAAGGUGUCGGUAUUCAUGAGUUCACGGCGCUUCAAGGUCUUCUGACCGGCACCCAUUCGAGAUGGCUCGACCUUCUCAGAGAGAUGGGAUCGACUAAUCUUAAUUUCUCGUCAGAGUCCACCUGGGUUCUCGUUUUGCGUUUGGUGUUACAGCUAGGACCAAACACUGUAGCAGACUCUCUUUGCACAGACGUUCAUCGUGCGUUGUCCGACGAUGGCCUUUGCAGCAAGCUCCUGCAGCAGGUCCAAUACCGACUAGAAGCGAUCCAGCGAAAUUGGCGCGAGCCUGUGCAGAUGGAACUAUUGAUCACGGUUCUGCUCAAAGUUACCUCCCUGACUCUAAGCACGACAGUCCGCAACGAAGGCAUUAGCCUUCUCCAAGAAGCCCGUAAGAUUACCGAUGGCUGGCGUAAAGAACUGCAACCCAUGGUGACAGAGGAUCCAAACGUAUUGCAAUCAGCUAUAUGGGCUUCCCUCUUGUGCAAGCGGACAAUGCACGUUGAUGAACCGCCAUGGUUAGACCCCGAAAGCCUUCGCAUGUAUCUUGAUGCUUCUAUCUCACUGCAGUACAACCUUGCUGGCAGCUUCGACGCGAUGCCAUAUAACAUGCGCAACGCCAUCGUACAGGACAUAUUGUUCGCUUAUGAUUACCGCGAGGUUGUGAGCAGCGCUAUAUUGGCAACCCAAGAGACAUUUAGAGCAGCUCUAGAAGCGGUAUGGUACAUACCUGACGACUACAAACUCAACGAGGCCGGUUUCCAAGGCGUUCCUGGCACUUGGUACCUUUCAUACACACUGCACUCACCUGCUGAGCAGCAUUCCUAUUUCGUACAUUACAAUUAUGUCUAUGGUACCUUACUCAUCGAUGGACAAGAGAUGGGAACACUUCCGCAGUCGUACCGUAUGGACAGAACCUACCAACACAUUCUCGGUACGAAGAAUCCGAUCGUUUACCCCUCUCCUCUACGAGGCAUGGAUUUCGCGUUAUCGGAGACCGUGCGUGGCCAUCGAAUCCAUCUCGGCUACCGCGACAAUCGCUUGAUCAUCCGAGCAGACCAGGGCGGCCAACUACUUGAAUUCAUUCCUAAGCAUGCCUUUGGGUUGGAAGGUCCUACGCCCGAUCUUCCUAGACCAUUAGUGGAAGAUUGUUACCACUGGCUUCACGUCUACAGCGGGCACAUCGAGAUUCGCCAAAGCAGUCAAUGGGCAUCGAAGCUGAUGAAUUGGUGGAUACGCUGGCACCCUUCAGGCUUCUACCACGCUGUCCGGCGAUUCCAAGAGCCAGCGCAGACAACAUUGUUGGAUACGGGAAGUGAUCUAGUCAAGAGCGUCACUCGGAUCUUCUCUCACUUUGAGUUUCCAUCUCAGAUCCUAGUAUUCGCAUCAGUCGAUGGUAAAAUCUUUGUGGAUCUGAAGCGGAUGGAGUUGAGCUUUCACAUCAACCAGGAAGGCUUGUUACAGUCGCCAAGACUUGGUGCGAUCAUUCUGCAGAACCAAGAUGCGGGCACCUGGUAUGGGCUGAUGAAUAAGAUUGUUGUUCACUCCAUUGCCAAUCGUCGACAAAAGAGCAUAUUGGUACCUUGGGGAGGUAUCCGAGUCUCCAAAGACGGGCCUCAUGUGUCUGUUGACAUUGAGAUGGGGCAAGGUGUUUACCUCAAAUACGCCAUCAAUGAUGUUCUGGGACGUAUUGAUUGUGCGCCCGAACCACGUCUACUCUACAUGAAAGCUCUACUGCACGCUUACACGUCCCACGCUAUUGCCGACCCACUGACGCGACGGACCGGAACUGAGGAAGCCCUCUACCUUCUCCAGACAGGAACUUACCAGCCUUGGAACCCAUUACUGCCCGACGAGAUAGCCACAUUGCAUCGCAUCGCAGAGCUGUCGCCAAAGCGGGGUUACUAUCCGCCGGACGCUAGGUACAUGGAGACGGUGCUGUGGGAGCCCAAAUGCACCAUCUAUAUGCAAGAUGAUCGGUAUGCUACUGUUGUCGCUACAAUACUGCGAGGAUCUGCCAACUUGUUUCGGUUUUUCCUCGACCGCGAGGUUCAAGAGAUCAUCAAAUUGAAACCGGACAUCACGCACCUAGCUGCCAGGGCGGUUGGGAGGUCCAACUUUCAAAUGGGGAAGAAAAAUGGCAGCCAGGACGUUCCCUAUAGCGCACGUGAUUCUCGUAGAGCUUCGCCGGAUCGCUUGAACGUGCUCGAGGUAUCAAAGUUGCUCCUCAACUGGGAAUCAACUUGCUCUUUGGACACUACACUGACUGCACUUCUCCACGAUGCUCCAGUUCUGGGCGGUUACGACAAGUACUACCGGAAAUGCCUGCUUACUGAUCACCUCGCUGUCGACAUCAAAGCCGAGUGGGGUGCGCUCGCUCAGAAAUCACUCCAGUGUAGUGUUGAGGACAGGUUCAGCCUAAUGUUCCUCCUCGGAAACAUCGCGUUCUCUUCGGAUGCGGACCUCAAUCUCUUGCGUGUCCUCAUCUCUUUCGCAAUGAUACCGGAGAUACGCGCCAUAAAAGCCCCUAGCCACGCAGCGUACUUCCAUUUCCGAGCGGAUGGAGCUCCUCCUGCAUCUUACCUCAUCUCGCUGAUGGAGAGAGCACGAAUGCCGUUUUCCGAGACCGGCUUCAGGAAGCGUUCGCAGCUAGUCAAAGCUGAGAGCUUACAUGGUCCGGGUGUUGAUCAAGCCUGCGAAUUGCUGGCUGACUCAAUCAUACAACAAUGGCCAGCUUCGGAUAUCGACUCGCGAAGGUUGGUUGCAAUUGAUCCUACAUAUCUGAACGUUGACCAGGCUCUAGCCGAUGUGGCUUCAGAAUGGACCCGCCUUACACGCAAUCACGAACUGUCGCUGUAUCUAAAGCAGGUGCAGGAGGUUCUCUCCCGUAUGACUACUCAUCAAACGGAGGCCAGCUUCGUCUUGAGAGCAAGUUCUAAUACAAAGUUAACGCCAUCGUCGCUGUAUCCCGUACGAUCGAGGGAGUAUGAUGACCAGUCACUCUCAGACUUGAUGAAGGCACGAGUAGUCACAAUCGAAGAACCCAGAACGACGGCGCCUCCUCACACUUCCUGGUCGUAUGCUGGAGCCUUGACUGUCAGGUCAGGCAACACUACGCAUCAUUCUACCAAGAUGCACAACUUCGUGGGUGUUGCUCAAACGAGAAAGGCACCUUUGUAUCCUCGAGUGGCUCAUCCUCCGUCACAAGAGAUUGAAAUGCUUAGGGAUAUCGUUGCCAACUUCAAAGAUCCGUCUUCUUUCGUGCAGUGUAGAUAUGCGAAAGAGAUGGACGCAAGUAUUGAUGCUCUCCAACAACAUGUUUUACAUGCGCGAGAUACGGCUCAUAUCACAUUUCCUCGGGUCACCACAGCGGAUAUCUUGCCUGCCAAAGAUGUCAUGGCAGCAGCUGCCGACCGCAUCCGUUGUUCACUCCAAGAUCCGCAAGCGAAGUGGCUGCAGAUGGCGGAUGCGUACCAUAAGUUGACAACGAUUGAGCUUCUGACGGAGCUUCGAACUACUGCAGGGACUGCUUUUGGCGCAGACAUGAAAGAAGCAGUUGUGGCUUUUGGGGCGGCUGUAGGCAAGCUUCAGCGGUUACUUCGCAUCCAAGAUGCUCAGAAGAGGUGGAAGAAGCAGCAAGAGCGAGAUGAAUGGGCGAACAAGGGACAUGGGAAUUGGAGCCCCAUGACUUUUCCGGACUGGCUAUUGCUGGAGAUCGAUGGCGAUAUCCUUCUCCGAGAUGAGCAGGUACAAGUUGCUCUAGCGACAGUCUCUCCGCAGACGAAUGAGAACUCUGUCCUGCAACUCUUGAUGGGUAAAGGAAAGACAUCUUGUAUCCUCCCUAUGGCAGCAGCUCUCCUUGCUGACCAAGCCAACCUUGCUCGCGUUGUGGUACCGAGAGCUCUUCUACUACAGUCAGCGCAAGUAAUGCAAGCCAAACUUGGUGGCUUGGUUGAUCGCGAAUUGAUGCAUAUACCUUUCUCUCGAAAGACGUCUCCUACCAAAGCCUUGAUGAGUCUAUACAGAAAGUUGCACGAACGCUUGAAGGCUCGCCGUGGUAUACUUAUCGCAUUACCGGAGCAUAUCCUCUCGUUCAAGCUGAGUGGACUACAACAGCUUUGUGACGAAAAACUCGAAACGGCUUCCAUGAUGAUCAAAACACAGCGUUGGUUGGAUGAACAUACUCGCGAUGUUCUGGAUGAAUGCGACGUAUCUUUAGCAAUCAGGACUCGACUUGUCUAUCCAUCUGGCACUCAGGCGACAGUAGAUGGUCAUCCAAUGCGGUGGCAGGUAACCCAGGCUGUACUCCACCUAGUCAAGGACUUCUCCUCAAGUGUCCAAUCACGCUACCCUCGUAGCAUUGAAGUGGUCAACCGUGGGUCCGCUGGCUUCCCUCUUCUUUACUUCUUGCGCAAAGAUGCCGAGAAUUAUCUGAUCGAGCUCUUAGUCAAGAUCAUCUGCAAGGGACAGACUCCGUUGAUACUUCCUUGCGCCGAAUACCCAGCCGCUCUCAUGAAAGAUGCACCUGUCUGGCUUCGUGUCGAGAUGGGCCUCUUCGCUGGGCGGCUCUACCUAGAAUGGGACGAGUACUAUCAACUACUUGAAUACCUUGGUCUUGAUGAGAACCUAUCUCAGCAUCUCGAGAAGGAUGCGUUCGCAAAGAAGCCUCUCACCUUCGUACACGAGUGGCUUGCCCUCCGCCGCAAAGGUCAGGACUUCGAGCACACUCCCAUGGGCUUUGUUACUACUGGUAAGCCGCUUACGGAGAAUCAUCCGUUCUUCCGCAAACUCGCACACGGAGAUGAUCCUGCUCUACGUCAGCAUGUUGCCCGUGCCGUACCCGGCCAGCUCGAUUCUAUGGAAGAGGAGGAGGACCAUGAUGAUCAUGAUGAGGAGGAGUUUGUUCCCGCUAUUGAGCAUGUCGACGACUCGGAGGGCGAAGACGAAGGAUUCGCAUCUAGCGAUGAUGAGGCAUUCGUUGAUGCAGAGGAUGGAGAGUGA
Alternaria alternata is the source of this 7242-nucleotide messenger RNA. RefSeq lists its product as hypothetical. The coding region runs from base 1 to 7242 and encodes 2413 amino acids. NCBI's taxonomy places the organism in Eukaryota, Fungi, Ascomycota, Dothideomycetes, Pleosporales, Pleosporaceae. The record is from RefSeq and is a predicted model, not a curated record. The transcript has 8 exons.